AUGGACCCUAUCUACAAGCGAAUGCUCCUAGCAAUAGCUGAGCGACACCCGACAAAGCAGAAUCAUUCUACGACGGUGUUCUACGAGCGGCUGCCAAACAUGCUUGACCAACAAGACGGCAAUUUGCGGGAGCUCAACGGGUUCGGCUCGGAGAUGCAGAUCUGUAGCCUCCGGGCCGAACCCAGCCCUCGUCCCCGCCCAUAUCUUUGUUUGCUCUCCGCCGUCAUCGACAUCCUCCUUGGCUUACCCCAGCUUACCAGCUUCAAACACCAGCUCCUGCAGCAGCUGUCGCGCUUCUGGACCCGAUGGGCGGCGUGGAGGAGACUCGGCAUUAAGCAGGCCCGGGCUCACGGCCUAGAUACUCAUUGGCCCGCCCAAACACAUCCUCGACGCCGCUGUCGUCCACCACCACCAUCAAAAACAACUGUGAAUGGACGAGAGAGACUUGAACAGCUCCAGACCAUGCGCAGAAUCCUCAAGUCCAAUAACACCCUGCUCUCCGGCUCCGCGGGCGACCUUUUUCGGACCAUCCGCAAGCUCGAAAGUUCGCCGCGCACGUCUUCGCGCCCAUGGCCCCUGCCAUUCCUGUCCCUCCUAACACAGUAA
Puccinia triticina is the source of this 606-nucleotide messenger RNA. RefSeq lists its product as uncharacterized. The transcript has 4 exons. The coding region runs from base 1 to 606 and encodes 201 amino acids. The record is from RefSeq and is a predicted model, not a curated record. Lineage: Eukaryota; Fungi; Basidiomycota; Pucciniomycetes; Pucciniales; Pucciniaceae.